AUGGGAUCGCAUGUGGAAACACCUCCUGAGGUGCUCACAAAAAGUGCACCCACAACUCUCAAUGGCAUCGCGGCCGAGAUCACUAGGCUGUCGGCCGAGCUGACAAAGUUCCUCGAGGACAACAAGCUCGACGUCCCGACCUUUGAACCCGACAGCCCAACGCGCUACGAUGGACUCACUGCCGAGUCCUUCAUGACGCGCCAGCACCUGAUCGACAGGAUCAACGACAUGUGGCUGUUGGCCCAGGGUCCAAGCGAGAGUAUUUUCAACUACGUCCACAAUGCCAUGCCUGAUGCCGCAUGCCUCAACGUCCUCAACUACUUUGAUUUCUGGUCCGCGGUGCCACUGGACGGCAGCGCCUCGUACCAGGAGAUUGCCAAAAAGGUCCGCCUGCCCCUCGACGUGACCCGCCGCGUGGUCCAGCACGGCCUGACCAUCCGGCUCUUCGCCAGCGACGCGUCGACGGGGCCCGGCCGCGUGCGCCACACGGCGCGGUCCGCUGCCCUCGCGCGCGCGCCGGGCCUGAGGGCGCUCGUGUCGACGGUGCUGGACGAGGCCGGCGCGCCCAUGAUGGUCAUGCACGAGUCGCUGGACCGGUACAGCAGGGGCGAGGACAAGCUCAGCCCGGAGAUGGAGCACACGGCGUUUGCGCACCUGCACGCCGGCAAGGGCGCGGAUGGGCAGGGGAGGCGCUACGUCAACUCGUGGGACAUGUUGGAGAACGACGGCGAGGGGGAGAACAAGGGCUGGCGCCAGAGGAACUUUGUCGAGUUUAUGCGGUACCUCAAGGAGAUCUUUCGGUUUGACGAUGUGAUCUCGCACGCGUACGACUGGGAGAAGCUUGGCGAUGCUACUGUCGUUGAUGUCGGCGGUUCAGCAGGCCAUGACGCCGUGGUCCUAGCCCGCAAAUUCCCCUCUCUGCGCAUCCACGUACAAGACCUGCCCAAGGUGGCGCCCGUGUUCGCGUCGUCGGUGCCGGCAGAGCUCUCCUCCCGCGUCACCUUCACGCCGCACGACUUUUUCAACCCGCAGCCCGUAUCGGGCGCCGACGUGUACAUGCUCAAGAUGAUACUGCACGACUGGCCGGACCACGAGUGUGCGCGGAUCCUGCGCGCCCUCAUCCCGGCUCUCAAGCCCGGCGCCAAGGUCAUCCUGGUCGAGUACGUGGGCGGCGCCAACGAGGACGAGGCGGCCGCGUCGCUGCCGGACCCGGCCGUGCCGAGGAGCCUGACGCAGAUGGGCACCGCGACGGACCUGAGGCUCAUGGCGCUCUUCAACGCCAAGGAGAGGCCGCUCGGCGCCUGGAAGGGCGUGUUCGAGGCCGCGGAUCAGAGGUUCAAGGUCAAGGACUGCGAGCCCAAGCCUGGUGAGUUCUUUGCCGUGAUUGAGGCCGAGUGGACUGGCUGA
Molecule: messenger RNA, 1407 nt
Organism: Pyricularia pennisetigena
Lineage: Eukaryota; Fungi; Ascomycota; Sordariomycetes; Magnaporthales; Pyriculariaceae
Exons: 3
Coding region: 1-1407 (468 amino acids)
Molecular function (GO): O-methyltransferase activity
Source: RefSeq, a predicted model, not a curated record